This is a messenger RNA of Aspergillus homomorphus CBS 101889, 1197 nucleotides long. RefSeq lists its product as uncharacterized. NCBI's taxonomy places the organism in Eukaryota, Fungi, Ascomycota, Eurotiomycetes, Eurotiales, Aspergillaceae. The record is from RefSeq and is a predicted model, not a curated record. The transcript is spliced from 3 exons. The coding region runs from base 67 to 1197 and encodes 376 amino acids.
UUAAAAGAAAGGAUCGCCCAGCAACUCGCUGGUCAUCGAGCCUGAAGGGGUGCUCUUGUUUUCACCAUGGCCGCGUCUUCCCAUCUGACAGCCGAGCAGGCGGCUGCUUGGUCUGAGUCCCGUCAGUCAGCCAUUUUGGGGGUCGUUAUUACGAUGCUGGUUCUGGGCAAUCUCUCAGUCCCGAUGCGCUUUUGGGCGCAGUGGAGGAUUCAAAAGCGUGUCAUGCCGGAGGACUACUGUCUCGUUGUGGCUCUGCUCUUUGCCAACGUCGUGUCCGCCGCCCUGCUGGUGGCGUGGUAUAACGGGUUUGGCUUACAUGUCUGGCGGGUGGAAAUAGAGGACCCGACGAUGAGACACUUGCGGAAUAUCUUCACUAACUUCUGGAUCACCGCCGUCUUCAACGGACCCUCGCUGUUCGCCACCAAACUGGCCCUCCUGCUCUACUAUCGUCGUCUGUUCAUCAUCAACCAGCGCUGGAUCCGCAUUGCGUGGUGGGCGAAUCUCAUCUAUGUCUCGCUAUGGGUGGUUGGGUCCACCGUGUUCUACAUCCUACAAUGCCUCCCCCCGAGCUACUAUUGGGAACGAGUCGAUCCUCACUCCACCAUCAAGCACGGAUCAUGUCCUCACAGCACCAACAUCAUCGGACUGCCCCUCAUCCUCAACAUUCUAUCUGAUGUGACCAUUCUUUUGCUCCCAGUCAUCUCUGUUACUCGGUUGCAGAUGCAUCUGAUCCGCAAGAUCGGCCUAGCUGCCGUGUUCUCGGUCGGUGUUGCUGCUUCAGCCAGUGCCCUUGCCCGUGUUCUCGUGCUUGAAGUCAGCACGGACGUGCAAUCCGACGCCACCUUCAACACGGUCGCAUUCGAGAUCCUCUGCGUCGUCGAGCUGAACCUGGCCAUCGUCUGUACAUGUGCCGUGCCCAUUGCUUCGUGUCUGCGCAUGGCUCGCGCCAAGAGCCAGCAUCAGACGGAUGGGUACGAAAUGUACGGAGCGGCGUCCAAGACAGGCCGAAGUCUGACCAAGACACAUCUUUCCACUAUUACAGCUCAGAAGACCACCGCCGGUCGGUCGGCCAGCACUGAGCAGCUGCACUACGGAAGCGCGACGACGAGUUGCGUCACAAAGGAGGAUGGCCGGUGGGAGAGCGAUUCGGGGGGUGCACAUCAGAUUAGGGUGAAGGUGGAUGUGGAUGUUCGAUAA